AUGUCUGUGGGUGGAGGGCGACGAGGAAGUACUCAAAAGAAGAAGAGUUUCGAAGUGCUCUCAGAACGACAGAAAAGCCGCAGAGCGGAAGAAUUAAGUUUGAAAAUAUUGGGAAUUAGAGUAGAUUUUCCAUCGGCAAGAGGUGCGGGAAACUCCAAUAACGGAAAUCUAUGUCGAGUCGCUUUCUCAAAGCCACUAGAAUUGUCAAAGAUACUGGGAGUGUCUAAAAAAUUAAUCAACAACAUCAGAGUGAUCCUGAUUGCUCUAUCAUGCCAAUUGCCACUAAACAUCGAACGUUUUCAUAAUUUUUGCAAGGAAACAGCACGACGUUAUAUCAAGAAAUAUUACUGGUUCCCGUUACCUCAAUCCAUCCACAAAGUUCUCAUUCAUUCCCGCGACAUAAUGCUGGCUAACGAUCUUACUGUUGGAGUUUUGGCAGAAGAUGCGUCAGAGUCCUGCAAUAAGCUCUACCGACACAACCGUCUAUUUCACGCAAGGAAGAACAGUCGUAAAAAUAAUCUCGAGGACGUCUUCAAUCGAGCCCUCGACUCCUCAGACCCCAUUGUCGCAAGUUUUGGUUUGCAAAAUAGACAGAAGUCACGAUUUAGGAAAAACAUUCCACAUGAUGUUUUGAGCCUAUUGCAAGCACCGGACGAGCCAGCCUCUAGAUGUUAUGAGGAAGGGGACACCGAGGAUUUGGACGCAACAGAAAUGGACAUUAAUGAGGAUGGAUUGACAGAAGACUUCACCGAAACCUUAGAUAGAUUACAUUUAGAAGAAGACCAUCACUACGAAGAGUGCGACGACGACGACGACGUUGAAGAAGCAGACGACCGCGAAUCCGACGACACCGACUUCGACGACACCGACUCCGACGACUCCUACUCCGACGACGACGAAUCUGAAGUCGUGAUGGAUAAUUGA
Messenger RNA from Bradysia coprophila, 924 nucleotides. RefSeq lists its product as uncharacterized. NCBI's taxonomy places the organism in Eukaryota, Metazoa, Arthropoda, Insecta, Diptera, Sciaridae. The record is from RefSeq and is a predicted model, not a curated record.